Lycium ferocissimum is the source of this 1829-nucleotide messenger RNA. Its product is annotated as zinc finger CCCH domain-containing protein 62. The coding region runs from base 223 to 1626 and encodes 467 amino acids. The record is from RefSeq and is a predicted model, not a curated record. The transcript is spliced from 9 exons. NCBI's taxonomy places the organism in Eukaryota, Viridiplantae, Streptophyta, Magnoliopsida, Solanales, Solanaceae.
GAGAAAUUAGCGAUGAAAAGUUAGAUAGAUUCAAGCCAUCUCGAAAUUUAUUUAAAACUAAAUCUAUCUUGAAUUUAUUACUAGUAAUAGCUUUCUUCUUAAAAUUAAAAUUUUAAAAGAAAAAGGUGCGUUCUUGAAUAAAUGGGACCUUAUAAUUGGGGCAUUUUGAAAUAAAACUCUUGGGUUGCUGCGUUUAAAUCACAAACUUUCAGUCUGAUUGAGAUGAGGAAGAGGAGUAGAGCAAAUCGCAGUGUCAUUGAGAUUAUUUCCUCUUCUUCCGAACAAGAAAAUGGAGAUGAUGAUGAAGAAGAAGAAGGAAGCUCAGAAGCAUUAUCAGAAUCGGAUGACGAUUUUACUGCCACCAGUACAGAUGAUUUUGAGUCCUCCGCAUCAAGCGAGAGCGAGGGUGAUGAGGAGGAGUCUUCUUCUUCCGGGUCUCAAGAACAUGAUAUCGAAGAGGAAGGCGACAGACUCCUUCGCAUUCUCCAAGGUUUUAGAAAAUUGAGGAAGCUAAGGGCAGAAUUGGGUAAGCUGACGUUGACGGACUAUAAAGCAUAUUUGCGGUUAAAUGGGUUGAGGUUAUCAGGUACAAAGGAAGAAUGUAUACAGAGGAUCAUAGAGCAUUGGAGGAUGAAAGAUGGAAAUGGUCAAAGACAAUAUCCCAGAUCAUCAUUUACCAUAAACUGCACCGGUGAUGUAUGUAAAGGAGAUGUUGUAUUAUUCAAACAGAAAGUGUACAAGAAGUUUGACAAGAUGACCAGGGGUGGAGAACAAUUAGGGAAGAGAACCAUCGCUGGGAGGAUUGUCAAGGAGAGUUAUGGUGCUGCCAAACAGCAGCAUACCUUUACGGUUGAGGUAUUAUGGAGCCAAGGCGUUAAAAAACUUCCUCCACUUUUUCCGUUGCUCGUGAAGGGACGAAACCUAUAUAAAUUGAAGACUUUCAGACAGAGAUGGAAGAAUGAAAAGGAAAGAUUGGAAGUGCUAGCAGAGAAGCACAAACGUGGAGAAGCAGCAAGAUUAAUUAGAGCAAAAAGAAAAUCAAGAUCAAUAAAGCCGACAAAAGCAUCCUCUAAAAAUCAAGUUACCAAGCAUCAGAAACUUGAUCAUCAUAGGAGGCCAAGCGAAAUGACGCAACCAGGCAAUGGAAAGAAACAUAAUUGUUCUAAUGAUGAACGUGGGAAAGCAAUGGCAGGAAACAAAAGAACGAAACACCACCAGCGAAAGCCUCGUCCACCUGGAAGAUUGAAUUUGGCAGAGUCCAGAAACAGUAGACCCCCUAUGAGGAAUCCAAACUUUGUGCCUGCCUUUAGGGAGACCCCAUUGCCGCUUAAUUAUCCUUCAGCGAAUAAUUCCCGCCAUUUUGAAUCAGAUGCUUACAGCCAAAGAGUACCAUAUUCGUAUUCAUCUAACUGGGGUUCAGCACCAAGAUCACAUUUAAGCUCUUACUCUUAUGCUCCGCCUGCUCCAGAACAUCAACAAUAUGGUCACGGAAGCUAUCCAAAUUCUUCAUACACUAGGUAUGUAUCUCAGUCUAGUAAUUUUCCGUAUUCCCCUGGCAUGGUGGGUACUCACAGAUCAUCAGGUUCAACUCCAUUUGUAAACUAUGAACGUAGAUGGAACCCUUAGCUUUUUGUCGCUAUCUUGCUCUGGCCUGUGCCCUGCACUUAGGGUCAGCAAGGGGUUUACAUAACCAAAAUGGUGCAAGGGGUCGUAAACUGACUUUUGGAACAUUGCCUUGUAGUAUUGUCGAAUUUCAAAUAUCUGUACAGGAAUUUGUAGAAGUGUUUUGUCUUUAAUUGGUAUUAUUAAAGUUCUGGUCUUUAGUUUUA